Laccaria bicolor S238N-H82 is the source of this 540-nucleotide messenger RNA. RefSeq lists its product as uncharacterized. Gene Ontology annotation, biological process: regulation of synaptonemal complex assembly. Lineage: Eukaryota; Fungi; Basidiomycota; Agaricomycetes; Agaricales; Hydnangiaceae. Bases 1 to 540 code for a protein of 179 amino acids. The transcript is spliced from 3 exons. The record is from RefSeq and is a predicted model, not a curated record.
AUGACCCAUGUUGUUCCAGCCAUCUGUGAAGCUGAGGUAGAGCUGCCACCUGUAUCCACCACACUGAUCUGGCAAUAUGGGGGAUGCCACUACAAGGCCAAGAGAUGGUCGGAAGCCGCCGAAUGGUAUAUUGCUGGCAGCCACCAACUGUUCGGAAGUCACGGUUUGUUAAGCAGCUCGAAGUGUUUCUGGAAGGCGGCACUCUGCUAUAUUGAAAAGAGAGAGUACGCCCAGGAAUCCACGGUCAUCCACCAUUGCCCCACCAAUGAAGUGACAACCCAUUAUGUCAUUUUUCUUACUGCUGUUCAUCAAGCGAUUCAAGCCAUAAAUGAUAUGCAGAAAGCUCCGGACUUUGACUGCAAAAUGUUAAUGCUAGCCACGCAUAUUUCUCAUCAGUCCGAGAUGCGAACCGUACUGCUUUCAGUGCUGGAAGGCCUGCUAAAGACGCUGAAGAUGGGGUCCAGUGGAGAUGUGGUAGUUCAAGCGAUGACAUUGAUUCGGUGCAUCGUCAAACUCAUCCUUCAGCCAGCUCCUAGUUGA